UCAUUAGUCCAGCUGGGGGCUCCUCUGCGCUGUGUCCUUCACUGCGGACCCGAACUGACAACGAACAGCAUGGCUUUUGCAACUUCUCAGGUCGUCAGAGGCUUCUCGUCCUCAGCAGUCCGGAAUGUUGUUAUUAAAAAUGUGACGAUCAUCGGAGGUGGACAGAUGGGUGCAGGGAUCGCACAAGUUGCUGCAUCAACGGGCCACUCUGUGACACUGGUGGACACAUCUGAUGACAUCCUCAAAAAGUCCAUUAAAACCAUUGAAGGAAGCCUUAAAAGAGUGGUGAAGAAGAAGUUUGCCGAUAAGCCAGAGGCCGGUGAAGAGUUCAUCAAGAAGGUCGUGCAGAACGUGUCGACCUCGACAGAUGUUGAAUCUGCAGUUCAGAGCUCGGAUCUUGUGGUGGAGGCCAUUGUUGAAAAUCUAAAGAUCAAACAGGAUCUUUUCAGUAGGCUUGACAAGCUGGCACCACCGCACACCAUCUUUGCCAGCAACACAUCCUCCUUGUCCAUCUCCGAUAUCGCCAGCUCCACCAGCAGGCAGGACAGAUUCGGUGGCCUUCACUUCUUCAACCCAGUUCCUAUGAUGAAGCUUGUAGAGGUGAUUGGAACACCAGCAACCAGCCAAGAAACUUUGGAUUCCCUCCUGAACUUCAGCAAAGUUCUCAGAAAAACACCAGUGUCCUGCAAGGAUACCUUUGGAUUUGUCGUAAACCGUCUACUUGUCCCUUGCAUAAUGGAGGCCAUCCGGUUGUAUGAGAGAGGCGAUGCAUCCAAAGAAGACAUUGAUAUUGCUAUGAAACUCGGCGCUGGUCAUCCCAUGGGCCCCUUGGAGCUUGCUGAUUAUAUAGGACUCGACAUAAUAAACUCUGUUAUCGAGGCUUUCAGGACAAAGGAUCCUAACAACCCCCUCUUUAACUCCAGCGACUUGCUGAACAAGUUGGUUGCAGAGGGUAAACUUGGCAGAAAGACAGGAGAAGGAUUCUUCAAGUACUAGUGAGCACCAGUGAAUGUGUGCAGUCGUCACUGAAACUAACUAAACAACCGAUCAAACACUGGAAUAGAUAAGUGCCUUUGCCGUGUGCAUUAAAGAGCAACGAUUUUCUUCAUCAGUCAGUUUCCUUUCAGUGUCCAGUGAAUGUUAAAGCAGAAUAAAUGGAUUUAUUUUAAAAUAAUUCAUGUCUGUUGUCAUUUUUAGAGCGAACUGUGCCGACUACUUAGUGCAUGUACGUGUCUCAUAUUUACUAGCA
Molecule: messenger RNA, 1249 nt
Organism: Archocentrus centrarchus (flier cichlid)
Lineage: Eukaryota; Metazoa; Chordata; Actinopteri; Cichliformes; Cichlidae
Product: hydroxyacyl-coenzyme A dehydrogenase, mitochondrial-like
Exons: 8
Coding region: 70-996 (308 amino acids)
Biological process (GO): fatty acid beta-oxidation
Cellular component (GO): mitochondrion
Molecular function (GO): (3S)-3-hydroxyacyl-CoA dehydrogenase (NAD+) activity; NAD+ binding
Source: RefSeq, a predicted model, not a curated record